AUGUCCACUGACACCUUGCUUCAGCCCUCCCAAAAGACCUUCAAGAUCAAGCAGAAGCUGGCCAAGGCCGCCAAGCAGAACCGACCUGUUCCUCAGUGGUUCCGUCUGAAGACAGAUAACAAAAUCCAAUGGAACGCCAAGAGACGUCACUGGAGACGAACCAAGCUCAACCUCUAA
Messenger RNA from Kockovaella imperatae, 177 nucleotides. RefSeq names its product ribosomal L39 protein-domain-containing protein. Gene Ontology annotation, molecular function: structural constituent of ribosome. Gene Ontology annotation, cellular component: cytosolic large ribosomal subunit; ribosome. Gene Ontology annotation, biological process: translation. The coding region runs from base 1 to 177 and encodes 58 amino acids. The transcript is spliced from 3 exons. The record is from RefSeq and is a predicted model, not a curated record. NCBI's taxonomy places the organism in Eukaryota, Fungi, Basidiomycota, Tremellomycetes, Tremellales, Cuniculitremaceae.